Fusarium redolens is the source of this 534-nucleotide messenger RNA. RefSeq lists its product as uncharacterized. Lineage: Eukaryota; Fungi; Ascomycota; Sordariomycetes; Hypocreales; Nectriaceae. The coding region runs from base 1 to 534 and encodes 177 amino acids. The record is from RefSeq and is a predicted model, not a curated record. The transcript is spliced from 2 exons.
AUGCCUUGUCUUCCAGCAAUCCGUGCUGUCUACCAGAACCUCAACUGCCUCUCAUCUUCUGGCCAAAUGCACGAUGCUCCAAAGGUUGCUUGGUUGCUUGAUCAACGACGUCAGCGCCAGGGAAAGUCAGCUCUUACCAAGGGAAAGAACCCUGUUGCGUCCCUCUACCGAAUGUACGAGUACCUCGUCGUUGGAUAUACCGCCGGUCUUCGCUCUGAGAUGGAGUACUUCAACCAAUCGACAUGGUCUGUGAAGGCUAUCCCAGAUCCUGAAGAUACAGAUCCAGCCCGCUAUGCGAUCCUUGCUGUUCUCACACACUACCUCGCAAAGGCCUUCAACCCACUCAUUGAAAGAGGGCUACCACGGGGCUGUCCUGCAAUUAUUGCUGAUGCAGAAGCUGAGGCGGAACUGCGUGCCCGUGAACCAAUCACCAUCCCCCACUCUUCUGGUGAAACGCCAGAGGUCAGUUUCCGAAGCGCUGAAUUCCUGGCUAUGAACAUAAUUGUUACUGAGCCACAUGUGGCCUUUGUUUAG